AUGGCUGGCCAGAGUGAUCCUCAUAUCUCACUAUUUUCUCCACAAGAGGUUGAGUUUAUGGCAGAGGACGAAAUGGUGGAGAUUGUUCCCAAUAUGAACAUGGAUACACUCAAUUUCAUCAGUGGGAAUUUUGGUAGGUUCGUUCCUCAGAUUCCGACACAAGUGCCUCUGUGGCUUGCAGUGGCACUGAAGAGGAGAGGAAAAUGCAAUUUCCGGCCUCCAGUGUGGAUGUCUGUUGACAAUUUGACUCAGGUCUUGGAAGCAGAACGGGAAUCUCAGUCGACAUUUCAGCCAUUACCAUUUAGCUAUGUGGAGAUUGCUAGACUACUUUUUGACCAUGCACGUGACGAUAUUCCAGACAUGUAUAUGGUGAGAUCUCUAGUCGAGGAUAUCAGAGAUGUGCGGCUUCACAAACUCGAGACUAACUUGGGAUCAUUUCAAGGUACAUCUGCAGUAAAGGUCUCUAAUGUAUCAGCAAUGGAAGUGAACCUAGUCCGCCCGUUUGUGAGAAGAGCCUUGGAAGCAUUUUAUAAGCAUGACAAGCCAGAACCUGAGGUAAACAGAGGCACGAGAAGUAGUAGACAACAGCGUGAAGCCAACAAUGAACCAAGGAGACCUCUAAGGCAACGCUAA
Messenger RNA from Arabis nemorensis, 633 nucleotides. NCBI's taxonomy places the organism in Eukaryota, Viridiplantae, Streptophyta, Magnoliopsida, Brassicales, Brassicaceae. The record is from the annotation of a GenBank genome assembly.